Molecule: messenger RNA, 828 nt
Organism: Oikopleura dioica
Lineage: Eukaryota; Metazoa; Chordata; Appendicularia; Copelata; Oikopleuridae
Source: the annotation of a GenBank genome assembly
AUGGAGGAGGCACAGAAAAUCCUCGAUCAAAUCUUUGAAACUACUUCCAUGAUGAAAGGACAGGUGAAAUCAACGAAGACGCGCGAGGCUAAAGCGGAUUUGGGACAGAUUAAAGAACUCGAACUUCUCACGCAAGGAUUAGCUUCCCAUGAAACCGUUUGCUACUUUGACCCCGCUGAGGUGGAAGAAAACAGAAAAAGAGACAAAAUAGGCGCGCCGAAACUUCAAAAGUUCCUCGCCGACAGAUACAAAACAUUUCAAAACGAGUGUUACGACGAUGGCUGGAACAAAAAGUACGCCGCUGUUCAAGAGGGAAGAUCUGUUUCGCUGCCAACUACUAAUGAAGAGGGCGCCCGUCAUAAAGAAUACGCCGGCGAUUGGCGGGACCACGUCUUCACGGAAAAGUAUCUAAAGGGCAUCCCAAAAGACGGAGCGAUCGGGCUCUUCAUGGAAUCUGCUGCCUAUGGUCUUUCGCAAAACCCUUUUUAUACGGUGGACGAGAAAAAGGAGCAUUUGGAGUUUUUCCGGCAAUAUUUUGUUAAUUACGAAGACGAUUUGGUGAAUUUGGAUGCUAUUGAACCUGGUCUAAUGAAAGCUACAGAAGGCAAAGAAGUCUGGCCGACGGAAAAAGUCGUGAUGGAGCGAUACAAAGAAAUGUCUCCCUGGUCCCAAGAUAAUAUCGGAGGCCACUCUUGGAAGAAAGAAUGGGUCGACAAGGAGAAAGGACCAAUGCGCUACAGAAUUUGGCAGCGAAGAUUGCAUUUGGCCAAGCUCGAAACGGCGGAGAAAACUGCUGAUACUUCUAAAGACGAACUUCUUGCUGACUAA